Ilyonectria robusta is the source of this 2310-nucleotide messenger RNA. RefSeq lists its product as uncharacterized. The record is from RefSeq and is a predicted model, not a curated record. Bases 1 to 2310 code for a protein of 769 amino acids. Lineage: Eukaryota; Fungi; Ascomycota; Sordariomycetes; Hypocreales; Nectriaceae. The transcript is spliced from 2 exons.
AUGGUCUCCUUCUUCGGCCUCAAGCUUGGGGGUGACAAGAAGAAGUCCCACGACAAAGACAAGGACAAGCACAAACAACCCUCGCGAUCCAUCCAGCACUUAAACGACCAAGGCAACCCCAGGGAAUUGAACCGCCUAACAAACAACUUUUCUCGCCCAGGCCGUCCGGAUACCGCAUCUUCUACCCACGAUCCUACUCAAUGGCGCGCCCCGUACAUAGGAGGCGGAGGCGCAGCGUCCUCUAUGGUUGACCUAGCUGCGCCCCGAGCUCCUGGCCUCGGAAGCUCACGAUUCCACUCGUCAGACCUCAAUAUUAACACCCGCUUCAAUGGCAGCUCCACAAGCCUCGCCAUGCCAGCACCGAUUGGAAGCCCUGCUGCGAACAGACCUGGAACCCCCACGAGACCCGGUACGGCAACCUCCAAGAAGACCGAAUGGGACAACCCCUUCCAUGUGCAUUUCGGCGGAAAGGACUCGGCGGGCAACACACCCAUAUCCCCGACUGCAGGAAAGAAUUCCCUGGAGCAGUUUGAAUUCGGCAUCGCGGCCAACCAUAGCCGAGACACGAGCAAUCCAGCAAUCACCGGAUAUCCCUCCCCGCCGCCGUCCAUUCUCAGUGGCGAUCAGCCCUUUUCUCCUAUAAACCCGGACGGCCGUCCCUCCAGCAGUCGACGCAAUGCCCCGAGUGCCUUGCGCAAUGUCGAAAUCACCGGCCCAAUGGCGCUGCCUAGCCCAGCGGCAUCCGUGGCCCGUACGAGUGAGGAUGUCUGGGACAUACCCGUGAUCCGCAACGUCCAGGCCAAGCGCGACACCCUUACAUUCCACACCCCGCGGAGGCAGAGCUUUUCCAUGGAAGUCGACGAUGUGGACAAGGGCAAGGGUAAGCCGAUGGUGGAGGGACUGGCAGGCAAUUUCACUGCCUUCGACUUUGGCGAAACCGUGAGGAGAGGAAGCGUGAGCAAGAACAGUCUGGAGGCGCCCAGCAUCGACAGCAUUAGCCCGACUGGCGGCGUGGGGCCACGGCCGUUUGGAACUGCGAGAACUGCCAGUCCCCUUCGGUCAAUGCAGUCGACGCCUUCAUUAUCGAAUGAAUCGAGAACGACCAGGGAACGGAACACCAGUGACGCACCGUCCUCGUUGUCCGCACUGUCAUCGACUCAGGAGUCCAUCGGCCGCCGGUCCCCGAUACCACCGGCUCAACCCACCUUUGCCGCCCAACCACAGCAGCUUGACCUCCUCUUCCGUCCGAUACAAGCGGAACCAACAUCUCCCGUCCCGGCGCCGCCCAAAACCACCAACAUCCGAACAAACAACGCCCCUCCAGCUUCCGCCUACGGAGUACACCCGGGUUACAUGUCCCGUCCUCUCGACCCUCCGCCCCGUGGGUUCCGGCCCCGUACCGGCUCGGACUCACGCCGCCGACCACCUCCCAACGGUCUCCGCGUCCCACCAUCCCUGGUCGACCGGUCAGCUGGUGGCAGCAUCAGCAGUCUCAACAGUAGCAGCAGCGCCGGCAAUCUUCGUAGCCCUUACGGCCCUCCCCCUGAUGAGGGCAGCUACCUGCGUGCUGAGAGUUCACCACGACCACCCCCUGAGGCUCGUGCUCAAAGUCCUUUCACCCGCCCGACACCUGAGGGAGAUUUCCCUAUUCAAAAGGGUCUUCCCCGUGGACGACGACCCCCUGCUUUAGAGGGCCUUUCACCAGAGCCUGGUGGUCUGGGGCCCAGGAAACAGCAGCGCCAGCGUCCUAUGUACCCUCCUCCGAAGGCUCAGCCCUCACCCACGAGCGAUUCCAUGUCCAAGAACGGUGCCGAUGACCACGGCUACACGCUUCCCAAUUGGAAUGACUUCGAUCGCGCCUCUCCUCAUCGAUCCGCGAUGCCUGCUCCUCUCUCUCCCUUCCGCACCGACUCACAACUUCCGCAAACACCCCCUGCCGACGACGGCAACCGCCGGCCUCAGUUUACCUCUUCUCCCAUCUCCCCGAAACCUCCCAGUCUCCCCUCGCCGUCAUUCUCCUCGCUCCAGACCUCCAUCUCAAGCUCCAGCGAGACCCUCGCCAAGACCUUCGAGACGGCUGUCGACCACAUAACCGUCAAUGAUUACAACUACCCCCGCAAUCGGCCCCUGAUCUCUCCGGUCAUGGGCGACUUCUCCCGCCCCUUGAGCCCUGCCAAUACCCGCAUGGAAGCCAAGAAGGCCCCUCCACGCCCAACCCCCAUCACUCUCCCUCCGUCCAAGGGCACGGAGCGGGACAGGAGCCGUACGCCGACGGUCGCCGUGGACCAGUUUAAUCCCGGCUUUAUCUGA